Messenger RNA from Apodemus sylvaticus (European woodmouse), 1458 nucleotides. RefSeq names its product leukocyte elastase inhibitor A-like. Gene Ontology annotation, biological process: negative regulation of endopeptidase activity. Lineage: Eukaryota; Metazoa; Chordata; Mammalia; Rodentia; Muridae. Gene Ontology annotation, molecular function: serine-type endopeptidase inhibitor activity. The record is from RefSeq and is a predicted model, not a curated record.
AUGGCGCUGGGCUGGGCAGAGAAGAUGAGUACCCUGGAGACAUCCAACGUUCACCCCAGCAAGCUUCAGGGAGGAAGAGAUUGGAGAAAGCUGCCCGUCCAUGGCUUCUCCAAAGGAAAAGCCGGAUAUCACAUUAACAAUCAGCAGGUGGUCGUAGAGACACCUGGGUUGUCUGCUCAGUUAUCGGAGCUAACAGCGGUGUUGCCACCCAGUUCAUAUGUAGCCGCUGGCGGACUACACCUUCUACCUGUGCAGAUGAGAAAGUUCUGCAUCGUGAAUUCUCUGUCUGAAGCAAAUGACACCUUUGCUAUCCAUCUUUUCAAGAUGCUAUGUCAAAGUAACCCUUCAAAAAAUGUAUGUUACUCCCCUGUGAGCAUCUCCUCUGCUCUAGCUAUGGUCCUCUUGGGGACAAAGGGACAGACUUCCAUCCAGAUAUCUCAGAUCUUUCAUUUCGACUCUGUCGGGGACGUUCAUUCAUGGUUUCAAAGCCUGAACACUGAAGUGAGCAGGCGUGGAGCAUCUCACACUCUGAAGCUUGCUAACAGACUGUAUGGAGAGAAAACCUACAAUGUCCUUGCUGAGUUCUUGGCUUCAACCCAGAAAAUAUAUGAUGCUAAUGCUGACUUGGCUCCUGUGGAUUUUCAACAUGCCUCUGAGGAUGCAAGGAAGGAGAUAAACCAGUGGGUCAAAGGUCAAACAGAAAGUAAGAGGCUUAGCAAACUGUUGACUGUGGGUGUGGUGAACAGCAUGACCAAACUUGUGCUAGUGAAUGCCAUCUACUUCAAGGGAAUGUGGGAGGACACAGCAGAUGCUCCAUUCCCAGUGAAUAAAAAAGACACAAAAAUAGUGAAGAUGAUGUAUCAAAAGAAUAAUCUUCCAUUUUUUUUAUACAUUCUGGACCUGAAGUGCAAGGUGCUAGAGAUGCCUUACCAAGGUAGAGAACUUAGCAUGAUCGUUCAGAUGCCCAAAGACAUUGAGGAUGAGAUCACUGGUCUUGAGGAGACUGAGAAACAAUUAACUUUGGAAAACUUGCAAGAAUGUGAGAACUUACAAAACAUCGAUGUCCAUGUCAAAUUAUCCAAGUUCAAGAUGGAAGAGAACUACAUCCUCAACUCCAACCUGGUCUGCCUGGGAUUGCAGGAUCUCUUUAACAGUAGCAAGGCUGAUCUGUCUGGCAUGUCAGGAUCCAGAGAUCUUUUCAUAUCAAAAAUUGUCCACAAGUCCUUCGUGGAAGUGAAUGAGGAGGGAACAGAGGCAGCCACUGCCACGGCAGGCAUUGAUGCAUUCUGCACAUUGUUGCCUGAGGAAGAGUUUACAGUGGACCAUCUGUUCCCUAUCUUCAUCAGGCACUAUACCACAGCUAAUGCACUCUUCCUUGACCGGGUUUGUUCCUCCAUGGAAGAAGGAGUCUUUAGAGAUACAAGGCAGAGCUUAGAAUCUCAUUCCCUGAGACUUUAA